Linnemannia hyalina is the source of this 2490-nucleotide messenger RNA. The record is from the annotation of a GenBank genome assembly. NCBI's taxonomy places the organism in Eukaryota, Fungi, Mortierellomycota, Mortierellomycetes, Mortierellales, Mortierellaceae.
AUGGACGAAACUACACUUGCCGCGGAGCUCCUUGCCGAGAAAUUCGGUAGCAACGGACACAAUCACACAACUCAUCUUCAGGAACAGCCCAUCAACCACCACCAGCUCCAGUCUCAUUCUCUCUCGCAAGCGCAGGCGCAAGUGCAGGCACAGAUGGGCACCGCCAUCGCGGCGACUACUACAUCUGUUGCUGCUUCGGCAGCCUCCUAUGCCCACGCCACCAAUGCAACGUACCCACAAGCGACCGGUAGCGCGACAACUGUCUCGAGCGGCGAGGCCUCUUCAGAGCCCGUGCAAGCAUAUGCCAAACUCGAAGGGGAUUCGACGCUGCAGGUCACCUUCGGCCGCAAAGCCAGUUCAUCGGAUCAGGUCGAUAUCCAUCUGGGACCCACCAAAGCCAUUUCUCGCCAACACGCUCGCCUCUUCUACAACUUUACAACUCAGCGGUUCGAAAUGAUGGUCUUUGGCAAAAACGGAGCCUUUGUGAACGAUCAGUUUGUCGAAAAGGGCGUCACCGUCCCUCUGGAGAAUCGCACAAAGAUCCAGAUUGGAGAGGUUUCCUUUUCAUUUUUGCUGCCAAAGUUGGACACGGAUGACAAUCAGGACAGCGGUUCAGGAUCUCAGAGGAACGGUGCUGGGGGUUCUGGAAUUGGUGCUGCUGGUUCUAUGGAUUCCAACGGCGUCUCUGUCAAACGAGAGGACUCUAGUCAGCCACCAGAGCAGUUUGACUCGUCCGAGUACUCUUCACGGGACACCAAACCGCCAUUCUCAUACGCGUCCCUCAUUGCCCAGGCAAUCAACUCGACCCCAACACGCAAGUUGACCCUGAACGGCAUUUACCAACACAUCACUCAGCACUACCCAUACUACCAAAUGGCGCAGAAUGGUUGGCAGAAUUCUAUCCGCCACAACCUUUCCCUGAAUAAGGCAUUCGUCAAGGUGCCUCGGUCCGACAGUGAGCCAGGAAAAGGCGCCUUCUGGACCAUUGAUCAGAGUUGCGAGAGCCAGUUCGCCAACGGAGUGUACAAGCGGAACAGGAGAGCAAUGUCAUCCAAGCCCGGUGGAACGCGUUCGGAAUCUCCUUUUGACAGCUCGGAUAAGCCAAGGAAGCGCCUCAACACCGGAACCGACUCGUUGUCACAAUCGACGCUCACAUCGACACAAACUCCUGCGGUCUCUCAGCCUGGUCAGGUCCAGACGAUUGGCACUGCCACGAACGGACAAACAGCGGUUGCAGGGACGACUCCAGCACCACAGCCCGAUUAUUCUCAGAUUAGUGAGGCUAGUCUGAAGUUGGCAGCGAUUUUGCAGCAGAAUCCUGGCAUGUUGGCGUCCCUCACACAGUCAUUGGCAACCGCAAACAAGGAGGGCGGUCAGAGCGCGCUAGCGACGGCACUGAUCGCUGCCGCCAAGGCGAAUGGAGGACAGGCGCAAGGAGGCUCGUCGUCGGCUACCGGCCCAUCAGGAUUGACCCAGCAGUCCCUCUCGACGUUGCAAGCCAUCGCAGCCGUCAUUGCUGCCGCGCGAAAUUCUGCCGCCGCCAACGCUGCUGCUGCUGCUGCCAACGCCAACAGUGGCGCCAGUGCCUCCACUUCUGCCGCCACCGUUACCGCCACCACUGCCACAACCGCAGCAACGACAAUACAACUUCCUCUUUCUUCAACUACAUCCGCGGCAAUCUCGGCUCCUGCACCAGUGGUCACACCCGCACCAGCGCCUGCAGUUACUGCCAUGGCUUCGCCAGCUCCAGCUCUGUCAUCCCCAAUAGCGCAGCUUGUGGCAGCAGCUCAGGCUCAGGCAGCAGCUCAGGCACAAGCACGGGCUCUGGCUCAAGCACAGGCACUCGCCCAAGCCCAAUCUCAGCCUCCAUCGACGGCUGCUACAACAACAGUAAGCUCAGCGCCAGCCGCACCGGCAACCACUGAAGCACAAGCUCAGGUGCUGGCCAUUCAAGCCCUCCAAGCGCGUGCUCGGGCGAUUGCACAGGCCGAAGAAGCACAAGACGCCCAGCAGCAAGCUCAUCAACAAGCCCAACAACAAGCCCAGCAACAAGCCCAACAGCAGGCACAGCAAGCCCAGCAGAAAGCAUUACAGGACGCUAAUACCCCAUCCUCAGCAGCCACAAGCGUUGCCGAGACUCCUCGACCUGAUGCCACCCCUGAGGUCAAGCCAGUGGUUGCUACCUCCGUCGCUUCUCCUGCUCCUACUGCCGUUUCUGCCUCUCCGAUUGUACCGCCUGCCACCGCAACGACGACUGUCACCAGCCCCACAGUACCAGCUAGUCAGCCUGCUAAUGCGGAACCUGCCCCUGUCGCUUCUACUGCGGCUGCACCGGUAGCAGCUCCAGCCACUACAACCGCCACAACUGUCCCUGCCACAUCUGCUACUGCCCUUGCUACUGCCCCUGCCAUUACUACUUCAACGACAACAACCAUGGAACCUUCACCUACAUCGAUAUCGACGCCUACUGACUCACAACCCAAUCCAUGA